CACAGUGCCUGGGCUCCGAGAGAGCAUCCCAUCCGCUGGCGGUGCCUAUUCCUCCUCUCCUUGUGCCACUAGGAGCAAGAGGCCAUCAUUUUCACUGAAGUCCAUCUUGAGCCCAAGAACAACGAUGGGCAUCUCCAUCUACCUCAGCCGCUUCCUCACUCUCUUCCUCUGCCUUGUCUUCCCCUCCUAUCUCGCCAUCCGCGGUACCGAUUCGUUGUCCGACACCGCACUUCUCUUUUCCUCCCUCUCCCGGCGUGCUGAAGCCGUCCACUUUGCACUCACCUCCCCGCUUGCCCCCGCUCCAGCGCCAAUCUCCACGGAAGCCACAGGCAGGAGAAGGAAGAGAUACCCCUCCUUUCCCGAUGCGUUGGCGCACUCCAUCAACUCCUUUGAACAGUACGCUUUCCUCGCCGAGAAAGUGCUCCAGCGGAAGCAUGCGCGGUAUGCCAAGCAGACGCCCGCGCAGAAGGCGAUAAGCAACAAGAUCGGGUAUUCAACGCACUUCGAGAAAUCCAGGAAAGCAGUCGAGCUGAACGCCCGGUUCGUGGAGCAGAUUGCGCAGAUUGCUCGGGCGCACUACCACACGGGCCCAGGGGCGCUGGAGGAUGAAGAAGACGCCGAUUUCGGGCUUGUGGACCUAGCGUUUGGACACCUUUCGCGAGACUGGAGCACGCAGGGCGCAAAGGAGAGGCAGGCCGUGUUUCCGCGUGUUCUGGAUGGGCUCGAGCGACAUUUUGGCGGGAAGGGGAGAGGGAAGAAGGUGCUUGUACCUGGAAGCGGUAUGGGCAGGCUGGCAAGCGAUAUUGCUGAUCUCGGAUACGACGUCACGGCCAACGAGCUGGACUACGGUUCCAUCCUGGCCUACCACCUGUUAACGAACCACACUCACUCGCUGCACCAACACACACUGCAGCCUUUCGCAACCAAAUGGACACAUCAGGCCAAUCCGUCGUCGCGCUACACUGCCCUAACGGUGCCGGACCACUGGCCAAACAAGUCUGUGAAGCUCGUCGAGGGCGACUUCCUGAACAUGUUCCCCGAGGACGCCGAGUUCGACGCUGUCGUCACAUUGUUCUUCAUCGACAUGUCCGACAACGUGAUUGACUUUCUGAGCAACAUACACCGGCUGCUGAAGCCUGGUGGAGUGUGGAUCAACCUCGGACCGCUGAAGUGGGGCACCCAUUCCGCUCUCCAGCUCUCUGCCGAGGAAGUGCUCCAGCUGGCAGAUGUGCUCGGGUUUGAUGUGGACCAGACGUCAAGGAAGAGCAUCGACAGUCUGUAUGCCGAGCAGCCGGAAACGUUGCUGAAGUUCACUUAUGUUACGCAGUUCUGGUCGGCGACGAAGAGGGUGUAAAAACUUUUCAAUAGCUCAAGCUAUCCUUCUCGAGCCUUCUCAGGUAUCGUCACAAAUCAUUUGGCCAAGGGUUAUUGGUUUCCUCCGUAUAAUAGCGGGCACCGUAUGGUGCACGGUAUGAUGCAGCUGGUGAGCACGGUAUGAGAGUGCCGCGCACGGUAUGGGCGAGGAGCACGGUAUGGGCGGC
Molecule: messenger RNA, 1541 nt
Organism: Westerdykella ornata
Lineage: Eukaryota; Fungi; Ascomycota; Dothideomycetes; Pleosporales; Sporormiaceae
Product: methyltransferase-like protein
Exons: 5
Coding region: 125-1354 (409 amino acids)
Molecular function (GO): S-adenosylmethionine-dependent methyltransferase activity
Source: RefSeq, a predicted model, not a curated record